This is a messenger RNA of Staurois parvus, 951 nucleotides long. Lineage: Eukaryota; Metazoa; Chordata; Amphibia; Anura; Ranidae. The record is from the annotation of a GenBank genome assembly.
UACAGACAAACUAAAAGCUCUGUAUUGUUGAUGCCGACUGUGACUGUUGACGGGAAAGAAAAGGAAAUUGCAGAAAAGAAUAAUCAGCAGGUUUACCAAAAAGUCCCUUCAUCUGUAAGGCAGCAACCUGAAAUCACACAGAGAACUGAGCUUAAGGGUCCAGUUGCUGCUACGUAUGACUGUCCUGUCAAUAAUAACAUCCAGAGCCCUGAACCUAAAGAUUCUGUGUUUUGCCCUGUUCAGACUGUGGAUAACAAUACUUGUGCAUCGGAUUCCUUUUACGUCCCUCCUGGAACACCUAACUUUCUACCAUAUUCUGAGAAGUCCCCAACUCAUGCAGGUGACACCGUAACUGUUGAUGAGAACACCCAUAAUCCAGUUCAUACCUCACAAGGAUUAACCCUUGGAAUGUCUGUGGCUUCCACAUCUAUCCAAAAAUGUGCACCUGAGCCUGUAAAUGGAUGUCCCAGUAAAAAGAUUAAACUGGCUGGUUCCGUGGUUUCAGAAACUUUGUAUUCUGAAUCUCUGAAUGCUAAUCAUGUGACUAAACCAGUUAUGAAUUCUGUAGCUAAGGAGUUGGAGACAACCUGUCUAUCAAAUCGUUCAGAUGCAUUACUUGACCAAAGUCCUCACAGCUCCCCCAGCAAACUGCACAGAAAGGUGAAAGGAUUGGUGCGCAAGGCAAGGAAACAGGAGGACCUCCCUGCCACGCCUGUACGUAAGGUGUCCGUUCCUGUGGAAGAAUAUGAAUUGAGUUCACCCAGAGACAGACUUCUAUCAUUAUUUGAGACCAGCGAAGCGCAGUCAGAGUUCUGUGGGUUCUCUUGCAAGUCUGAUAGUUUACCUCGUGGUAUGGAUGUCAAAAAGGAACAUCCAGCUUCCAAAGACAACUUUAAUUGGUGCUUGUUUUCAACCACUAGUUCUUCUGCUGAGACGUUUUAUGGGUUUUAG